CCACCACGCAUACAGGGAACGUGCAUUAAUGCAUCGUUAAUAAGGCCUCCCAGAAACACAGCGUUGUCGCAGGCGGUAGGCCCAGCUGCAGGAGCAUAUCUAUCAUCAACGCGCGUAUAACAUUACAACUACUUUCGGUGAGAGAAAAACGCGUGUGAGCGCGUGGCAAUCGGUAUUUGUAAUAGCGUGAGCCUCACUUCACUGAUUGCUAGGAUAUACUGCAGCAGUGUACAUAAUUCUAGCACUCGUCAAACGUAGGGCAGGCCUGGAGAUCGCACAACAGAACGCAUGGCGUGAAUGUUUGCCGCGCGUUUCUAGCAGGCGCUGUAGUGGAUACUGACGACGUAGCUUAGCGCUCCGUCCCCAUACGAUGGGGAGCUGCCUGUCCAAAGGCCAGGGGGGACCGGUGGACUCGGCACCGAGCGCGGCACUGAACAGUGCUUCAACUGCGCCCGGGUGUGCCAGCGCUGGCAUAAAGACAGCAACGCAACGCACAUCUGGUGCCCCAGCACAAGGCGUUGGAAGUCUUUCAAAAGGCGAAAGGCCCUGUGGCUCCGCGAACGGCCUAAGCCUCACCGACAUCACCCUAGCGCAGUCGAACACAUCUGGCCUGGAUGCUUCUUGCUCCACACACGCGGUGCAGCCUGCCGCGGCCGGCGCCGACCCCACACGCAGCACCUCCAGCGGCCUUGACGGUACAGGUCCCGGCGGCGGGGCCGCCGGCGCCAUCGCGUCUGCCGGGGCUGCGAGCAGCAAGCGCUCCACGCUGCCAAUAAACUCUAACAGCCUGAGGUGCAGCUUCGCAGCUGAGGCGGCGCCGGUCGGCGCAUUCCACCGCCGCAACACCGGCACCAGCUCCCAGUUCAGCACGCAUGGCAAGGCCGCGGCACAGGUCCCACGGGGCAGCAACAGCAACAGCAGCAAUGGCCCUAGCUCGGCCUCCCAGGGGCCUGCGGGGGGAUCGGCAAAGGGGGGCGCGUCCUGCGCUGCGCAGCAACAGGCGGCUGGGAAGCUGGGCGUAAGCGAUCAGGCGGACGAGGCGAUUGCGAGAGCCGUGCACUUCGCGACCACACAAGAUCCGCUGCCGGACUUCGAUCUGACGGCGGCGCUGCGGGCGGUCCCCGCCGACCUGGCGGCCGCAGCCGCCGCAGCCGCCGCAGCCUACCCGCUGCUAGGCGUGCUGGCACCAGGGCUGCCGGCGCCCCUCGAGGUGCUGCAGAGGCUGUGGCAGCUGGAGUCGACAGACGCGGCCAAAGCGGUGGCAAGGACGCUGGCUGCCAUCGGCGUGCUGCGACUUGCCAGCCUGGAUGACGGCAGCCCCUGGGCCCUCGCCGACCCCCAGCACGUGUCUCACGCUGCCGCGAUGUGGCCGGAGGUGGUGUCGGCCGCGCACGUGACACUGCUCAACAGCUACACGCGGUCGGGCAUGCUGACGCUGGAGGCCGUGCCUGACGACGGAUACAUCCUGCAGGCCAUCUCGCACCACCUGCUGGGUGCGGGCCAGCUGGCGCAGCUGCGUGCGCUGCUGAUGAGCGCGCGCUGGCUCGAGACCAAGCUGUAUAGCUACGGCGCCGGCGCCACCGUGCAGGACUUCAGGAGGUACCUGGUGCACGUGGCCAUGGAUGUGGAGGCUGGCGACAUGGAGCUGGUCGCCACCAGCGCCAGCCGCCAGAUCAAACUGCUCCUGCAGGCCUUCCAGCUCAGCCUGGGGGCGGUGCGGCAGCGCCCCCGCGCCCGCAUGCUGCGCACCCAGAUGCUGGCGCGACUGGUCGCAGUGGCGGGACCGCGGCAGCAGCAGCAGCAGCAGCAGCAGCAGCAGCAGCAGCAGCAGCAGCAGCAGCAGCAGCAGCAGCAGCAGCAGCAGCAGCAGGGUGACUCGGACGCCCAGCAGACCAGCGCCACGUCGGCGCCCGCCAGCAACGCCAACACGACGGCUGCGGCUGCGGCGGCAGCGGCGGCGGCUGCUGCUGCUGCUGCGGCGGCGGCCAAUGUGCACCAGGAGGAGUUGGAUCCGUAUGAUGAGGAUGAGGACGUCGGCGGGCUGCGGGACUGGUAUGAGUUCCAGGUGGCUCAGUGCGCGGCCGAGUCCAUCAUCACCACUGGCGGCCGCCGCGCACGUCACCUGCUGCCGCGCUCCGCCAGCCUUGCACAGGCGGGCGCGCUGCAGCGGCUGGUGCUGCGCGGCCACACCGCCCCGGUGCGGCGCGUGGCCAUCUCGCCCGCCGGCACGGAGCUGCUCACGGCGUCGGACGACGGCAGCGCGCAGCUGUGGGACCUGAACGUGGGCGACUGCGUGUUGCGGCUGGAGCUGGGCCAGCGACUGGCCGCCGGCUGCUUCACACCCAACGGCCGGGCCGUCGCACUGGGGGCCGCCGACGGCACCGCGGCGGUCUGGAACCUGGCGGCGGCGGGGGCGCCGGGCGCGGCGGCGGCGGCGGCGGCGGCGGGGAUGGGCGGCGCCAAGGGCUCCACGCGGGUGCUGAAAGGCCACACCGGCAGCAUCAACGCCCUGGCUAUCGACAAGCAGGGCCUUCACCUGCUGACCGCCUCAGCCGACACCACGGCCCGCGUGUGGGACCUGGCCUGUACGCUGCCCGGCGGCGGCUCCGGCUGCGAGGUCGUAUUCGUGGGCCACGAGGGCGCGCUUCUGGAUGCCGCGUUUUCUGCCGACGGCACCCUAGCCGCCACCGCCUCGGAAGACUUCACCAUCCGCGUGUGGGACAUGGACGACGACGGCGAGGGCGAGGCCGAGGGCGGCGGCGACGGCGACAGCGACGGAGGCGGCGGGCGAGGCACCGGCGGUGCGCUGCGGGAGGGCAAGGAUGAUGAGGAGACGUGGCUCAUCUGGCAGGCCGGCGGCGUGCAGACCAAGCCCAAGGCGCCGGCGGAGGCGCGGCGGCAGAAGGCGUUGCGCGUGCUGGAGGGCCACGCCGGCUGGGUCACCAGCGUGGCCUUCAUCGGCACCAGCAGCCGCCUGGUGUCAGCAUCGCACGACGGCACCGCGCGCAUCUGGGACGCCGACAAGGGCCGCCUGCUGCACGUGCUGUCGGGCCACGCCGCCCGCAUUAACCGGGUGGCGGUGGACGCGGGCGGCAGCUGGGCCGUCACCGCCAGCGACGACAAGCGGGCGCGGGUGUGGGACUGCGACACGGGACAGCUGGUGUCGGAGCUGGUGGGACACGACAGUCACGUGGACGACGCCGCCAUAUCACGCGACGGCCGCAAGGUGGUGACCGCCACCACCGACGGUAGCUGCGCGGUGUGGGACCGGGCCAGCGGCGCGCGGGAGGCGGUGCUGGGCGGGCACGUGGGCGGCGUGUGCGGCGGCGUGGUGCUGUCACAGCGCGGCAGGUUCGCCGUCACGGGCGGGCUGGACGGCACGGCGCGUGUGUGGGACCUGGCAGCGAGCGGCACCGCGGCGCGGCCGCCGCCCACCCACGGCGGCGGGCGAGUGACCAGCCUGACGCCGCUGCGGCCCGUGGCGGGCGCGGACGGCGCCACAGUUGUGCUGGUGGUGUCGGCGGGCGAGGACGGCCGGAUCAUGCUGUGGGACCCCGUCGAGGGCUGCUGCGUCAAGGCGCUUCAGGGCCACAGCAGCGCGGUGCUGUUCGUGGGCGCGGCGGAGGACGGCGAGCGCAUGCUCACAGGCAGUGGGGACCGCAAGGUGUGUCACUGGCACUGGUCCGACUACACACGCGCCGUCGCCGCCGUGGGCCGCCGCGCCUCUCUGAAACGGCGUGAGCUGCUCAUGCGGUCCGUGCUUGCGACCAUGACCACGGGCGGCCUGGCGCGCGGCGGCGGCGGCCACACGAUCAGCGGUUGUCGCAUCGGCGGCGGCGGCGGCGGCGACAGCUUCAACUUGAGUGGAGCGCUGCACGUGGCGGGGCUGAGCACGAUAGAUGGGAUGGACGGCGCUGCCAGCUGUGGCGCGGGCUGCGGCGGCGGCGGCGGCGGCGGCAUCAUGAGCACUCAUGACAUUGACGACGACCCCCUGGCGGACAUACUCGCGGCGGCGGCGGCGGCGGCGGGCAGCGGCGGCGGCGGCGGCGGCAGCACCAAGAUACGCACCGGCAGCGCCGGCGGCGUGAGCGCCAUUGCUGCCGGCGCCAUGGGCGCGCCACACCGCGCGCGCGCCCCGAUCGUGCCCGCGGGCCGUGCCGGGAGCGGGUCGUCGACGGCGGCGGCGGGUGGCGGCGGCGGCCUGGGCAUGGGCAUGGGCAUGGGCGGCGUCGCGCCAGGCAGCCGCGCACACAGCCGCCAGGCGCUCAGUCACCACCUCCCUGGGGGGCCCGCCGGCACCACCAGCGCCGCACAGCGGCAGCUGUUGCUGAGUACGCUGCCCGGCGGUUCCGCCGCCACCGCCGCGGCCGGCGGUGGGCCAGCGAGCAGCGACCUGACAGGCAGCGCCGCCACCGCCGACGGCACCAGCAGCAGCAUUGGCGGCCUCACCGGUGACCUGACGGCGGCGGCUGCUGCCGCCGCCGCCGCGCUGGCCGUGGGCAACGCCUCUACGGCGUCAACCGCCACAACCUUGAGGAGCAUUCGCGAAGUUGCGGCUGACCCCGCCCGCCACUCCGGCAUCCUGGCGCAACCCGGCAGCCGCGUCAAGGCGAUGGCCUUCGAUGGCGGUUGCCGGUUGGCUGCCGUACUGCUGUACGACUCGUCGGUUUCGGUCUGGGAUGUCGAAACCGGCCGUACGGUUUCGCAGCUGAUACGGCGGGGGGAGCGCGACAAGCACACGGGCGGUGUGACGGGGGUGGCGAUGAGUCGGGACGGGGCGACGUGCGUGACCAUGUCACGCGACAAGACCGCGCGCGUGUGGGAUGUCAAGACGGGCGCGACGCGCUUCGUGGUCAGUGGCCACCGCGACAGCCUGGUCGCAGCCGACAUCGCCGCCCCGCCGGCCCCGGCCGCUGCCACCGCAGACCUCAGCUCCCUUGCCUUCAAGGACGCCACCGCCGCCGCCGCGGCGGCCGCCACGGCCGCUGCCGCCGCCGCCAGCCCGUCGCUGCUUGCAACCGCCUCGUACGACGGUACGGUGCAGGUGACUAAUCUGGCAACGGGCGCGGCGAUGGCGGUGCUGGCUCACCCGCACCCGCCUACAGCUCUCGCGUUCAGCCCGGGUGGCGGUGGCCACUUGGCAGUGGCCAUGGAGGACGGACACGUGGUGCUGUGGGACCUGCAGGGCCGGCGCUGCCUGCCGCAGCUUGCAGCGCACCGCGGCCACCCCCUGUCCGUGCUCACAUGGUCCCCGGACGGCAACCUGCUGCUCACUGGCGCCGCCGACUGCAUGCUGCGCGUGUGGCGCGUCGUGGUGCCGCCGCCACAGCAGCAGCAGCAGCACAGCACGCGCAGCGUGACAGGCGGCGGCGUCGCAGGCGCCGCAGGCGCCAGCGGGGGUCUGGCGCCACCUCCGGCGGCACUGGUGGAGCUAGGUGGCGGCGCCGCCACAGCGGAGGGUGACGAGAUCGGUUUCUUCGUGGCAGACGCAGCCAUCACGUCCGCGUGCUUUGCAGGCAACACGGUGGCUGUGGGCGACGCCUCGGGCUCCGUCCAUUUCCUGGACCUCACCGGUCAGCCGGCCUGAUCGACCAGCAUGCCGGACCCUACCGGCGGGACCGUAUUGGGACUGCCGGCGCAUGACACCGCAGGGGCGACGGUGUCGACCCCACGGAGCGCCAUCCCGCCCCUGGCUUUGGGCAUCGCGGUAGGCCCACACAGGACCACAGGGAUGGGAUUUUGUGCCUGGAACAAACAAUCACCCAGGAUAUUGGCCGCGCCGCGCUACAGCAGAUCAGAACGGUACUAAUACUGGCCGAGCGCGCAUUGCUAAGGGAAAUGAAACAACCUAGGGUGCUAUGUGGGCCUACGCGGUUUACGGCGCGCAGCGCACUGCUGUAUGCCAAGCAUGAAAGAGCGCCUGUGGCUUAACGGUAAUAAACCGCAUGCAGGAACAAAGUUGGAAAGGGAUAACUGCUUUUUAUGAGAGCGGGUUGCUCAGCCUAUGUUUGUACUCCGUAUGCAUAAAUAAUGGGGAACAGUGCGGCAGGUUUGAUUGCCAUGCACCUGUGCAAGAAUGGGACGGGCUCGCUUGUUCGGUAUGUUGUUUGCCACCAGAUAAGCGGAUUUAGGUAGCCAUCAACCUCUUCAGGGCUUAUUGUCGAUGCGGCGGAUGCGCCGCUUGGCGACUUGGCUUGACGGUCCUGACCAUCACAGCUGGCAGGGGCAGCUUGGGACGUAUGGAAGUCACGUGCGAAUUGAAGAUGCGGGGUGCAUACAGCUUUCCUGUUGUUCUUUCACACCAGUUAGCGAUCUGCUGGUUUCAGGAGGGCCAAAUAAAUAGCAGGCGCAAGCAGCAGCGGUUCCGUGCCGUGCUGGUGUCUGCGCCUGAGGCUGCACCAGUUGCGACCAUUGGUGUUGUGAUGAGCAUUUACGACAGAUGCCAAACGGAAUGAUCUUUAUGCCGAGGGCUGGAACGGAAUAAGUAAUCGGUGUAUGCCAUUGGAGGACCACCAUGCUUACUUGGGACCUCGGUCCUUCAUGAUGAUGAUGAUGAUGAUGAUGAUGAUGCGUCUUGUUAUGAACAACCAAUAAAGAUGAAGGAGCUCUGGCGCUUGCUCCUGCCGGUGCUUAUCGCAUGUGUUGCUAUGUCCCCAAGGACCAGAGCUGGUGGUGCUUGAGCGUGGUGUUUGGUGCUCGAGAUGCAAGACUGUAUCCGCACCGGUAGGUUGUCAGGCGCUGGCGGAGGGCUCAGGAGUAGGGAGGUCUGCAUGCCGGGUGCUCCUUUUCCCGUGUAAGCGGUACGGUGGCUUAUGGUUCAAGCUGCAUGUUUUCGGCAUGCAUGCACGAAUUGGUGCCCUGAUAUAUGCUGUAUGUGCGUGUGCUGUGGGCGAACCGGCAAAAGGAGAGCCACAACGCUGGGCCGCCGGGGGAGACGGGUGGUGAGCAUGGUCUGGAGGCCCUGUCGAUGUGUUGUGUGUGUGUGUUUGUGUGUGUGUGUGUGUGUGUGUGUGUGUGUGUGUGUGUGUGUGUGUGUGUGUGUGUGUGUUUGGCCGCGUCUCUACGUAGAAUGGCGCAAUGUAACACGGCGCAGCUAGUGGUGACGUAUGCAAGGUGUUUGUUAAUUCUGCAUGUGGUCGUGGGGUGAAAGGGAAGCUCUCCAGGGCUGCUGCUGACGUGUGCUACGACCUUUGAGGCGGUGCUCCCCGUUUCGACUUGGACUGCUGGUUGGUGCAUGCAAUGCGGGCUCGGGAUACUUAUGACACACGGCAAGAGUGGUUUCAAACCAGUGCGUGUCAUGGGAAAGGCAGGUAUGAGCUACGUACCACAUUGAUGGGUUGGUGUAUUGUGUGACAGGGCGGCGCUUUAAUGCGCUGGGUAGUUUCCUGUUGUCCCUUCCGCCUGCAAUAAGCCAAUGAGGAUGGUGAUUGGCGUACUUCGCCUGAUAAACACGGCGCAUGAGCUGUUGAUGCCCUCGCCAUGCAAAAUGGAUAUUGAUUUCGGGUCGACGUUGUGGACUCUUGUGCCGCCUGCAUGGUUAUCCCCAGGAUUCCGGGGGGGUCUUCAGGUUGCUUGUCAAUGUUGCCGCCACGCAUGUUCGACCGGUGCACCGGCAGACGCCCGAAUAAGUACAGCAUGGCUGUGCGACAGCGGCCAUGUUGCUGACAAGUGGGUCGGCAGUUGGACGUACCCUAUAUUGCGGCGCACGUGCGUGCGCGCGCGCGCGCGUGUGUGUGUGUGUGUGUGUGUGUGUGUGUGUGUGUGUGUGUGUGUGUGUGUGUGUGUGUGUGUGUGUGUGUGUGUGUGUGUGUGUGUUGAUGAAGUAGCCGCGCGCGACCGUGGUAAUCGUUUCCCAAUAAGUGCUCAUGUGUGAAUCAAGCGGUUGAUCGAUCCGAGGAGCUGCGUCCACAUGCUGACACCUACACGAAGAUAAUGGCUACAUGUGCAUGAGAUGGAUGCCGUAAUUUUAUUAUGCACAGUUGAAUAAACAAGGCAGCACGAGUACCCGCGCUGGCGAUGAUGUUUUAUAACAUGGAGAUUUUGUAGUUGGGCAGGCUCAUCCGGAAGUCGGGCGGGUGUGUGGGGACGCGGCGUUAGUGAGAGCCACGAAUGGCCCUAAUACCGUGGGGGCAUGUUGCACCUGUGGAGGGCACUGUAGUUGGUAGACGGGAGGCUGUAGUUGUGAGUCCAGGUGGGAUAAUAUGACCUGUGACUUACUAAGAAGCUCCACGAGGAAGCGCUGGCCGCUGGGUGUUCCCGCCUGGCCCUUUAGACGUACGUGGGAAACCUGGCUGGUGUGAGUGUUGGCCUGUGGUGCCUGGUCGUGCGUGCCGCAGCAAAGCAAUCGGCGGCUAACUCUGUAAGGGCACAACCCA
This is a messenger RNA of Chlamydomonas reinhardtii, 8375 nucleotides long. RefSeq lists its product as uncharacterized. Gene Ontology annotation, molecular function: RNA polymerase II general transcription initiation factor activity; protein binding. The transcript is spliced from 24 exons. Gene Ontology annotation, cellular component: transcription factor TFIID complex. Bases 371 to 5587 code for a protein of 1738 amino acids. Lineage: Eukaryota; Viridiplantae; Chlorophyta; Chlorophyceae; Chlamydomonadales; Chlamydomonadaceae. Gene Ontology annotation, biological process: transcription initiation at RNA polymerase II promoter. The record is from RefSeq and is a predicted model, not a curated record.